CGUUGCUUCAACACUGCAGCUGCAUCUAGAUAUCCCGCAUCCCAAGCGUGACUGCGCGUGACCGUUUUGCAGAUGUGCAGUUGACGUCCCGGCUGGAUGCACAGCUUUCCACUCAGCCUCAUUUGACUAGCGCGAGCCCCUUCGCUGGUCGCCGCCGUCAGCCCUCUCCCCAGCCGCAAAGGCGCGUGUCCAUCACGACCGCAUUUCGCACUGCUCCGCUCGCCGCUGCCGCCCUCUGCCCACUUUUACACUCUCUUGCGCGGCGACUGACCGAGGCCGCGAUGGGCAUCCCGGUCGGCUGGAACAUUGUGCGCGACGAGGCCAAGGAGAAGGACGUGUUGCGCGCAGACGUGACGGGCCGUUCGGCCAUCCGCCAUGGGCGGACGAGGAACCGCAGGGCCUUUCGCGCAGACGCCCUCGGAGGCGGCCAUACGUCACGCUUCGCCAGCGCUCUCGAGCAUGCGGCGCGCCCCGAGCAUGCGCGCCCACCCGCACCGCCUGCACCGCCUGCACCGCUCGGCCCAGGAGACGAGCGUCCUCUACCCCCGCUGACGCCCGGGUUUGCGCCCGCCCAUGUCCGUGAAGGCGCGGCGGAUCUGGUGCAUGCUCUACCCGAGCCGACAAACGACCGCCCAGCCGCUGCCCCGGUCGACGAGCACCCCGACGAAAGGGGCACGGUCGACCUGCGCAUGCUGGGACGCUCGAGCUGGACGUCCGCCCGACGCCACGCGCCGUACGCCAGGACAGCGCGCCGCCGCGACAGCAACCCCGAUGCCGCAGACGGGGCGCCCCCGAGCACCACCAGCGCCGUCUCGCGCCCGCCCCUCGGUCGCGUCGGCCACGGCAGGAUCGUCGACGGCCCGCUGCCCGUCUCGUCCCUCCGCGAGUCCUGGUCGCCCGUCUCGACGCCCGACGGGCUCGGCGACCGCGAGCGCAGCAACAGCGUCUCCAGCACCUGGUCGAACCUGCCGUGGCAAAACUUCCUCUCGACCGUCGUGCCCGACCCCGUUGCGCCCACGGCCGAGUCGUCGUUUGCCUCGUCCGCCGCGAGCGCCUCGUUUGCAGCCUCCAGCAGCCGAGCCAGCAGCAGCAACUCGCACUCUGCCGCGAGUGCGCACACACACCUGACCGUCCCAUCUCGCCGCGCGAGCCCUGGCGCGCGCCCCCUCCAGGAGACGCUCGAGACGUUUGCGCGCGCAUGCGAGUCCUCGGACGACGGCGACGCGACGGCCUCGGACACCGACGACGACGAAGCCGCCGCAGACCCGCUGUCCAGGCGGCGCAUGCGUCCGAGCUACUUUGCCGACGCGCCGCCGACUCCAUUGUCACACGGGCGCAGCCUGGCAGACACGAGCAGCGACGCGCGGAGAUAUGUGCGCAGCUUCUACUCGCGCGACUACCGUCUGCGCGAGGCGCGCGAGGCACAGGUCGACGGGCCGGUCGACGGGCCGGUCGAUGGGCCGGUCGACGACCCAGCUGACGGUCCACCGCAACAGGAAGCCGACAGCUUCGCGACCGCCGAUGACGAAGCGCCGAGCACCAGCCCCGCCUCCCCGCUCGACCAGGAGCUGCGCGACGCCCGCAGUCUGCUCGAGCGCCUGACCAGACGCGGCGACAUUGGCGACGACUUCUGGGCCAGCGUUGGCCUGACGCGCAGCUUCACCGACGGCAUCGAGCGCGUCCAGGAGCGAGGCCGCUUUUAGCGGGUGCAUCCACACUGGCUGUGGGACUGCUUUGUUCCUCGCGUUGCUGUAUUCAUCCACUGCUGUAUUCCUCCACUGCUGUAUUCCUCCAUUGCUGGAUUUCCCCGUUGCUGUAUUUCCCCGUUGCUGUAUUUCCCCGUUGCUGUAUUUCCCCGUUGCUGUAUUUCUCCCGUCGCUCUACUUGGAGCGACGCAUCUUUGUAUCUGAGCGUUUGGGCUGGCGUUUGCGGCGUCGAUGGACCGAACGAGUGUCACUCGGACCGGUCGUUUUAACGAAAAUCAUGCGAAACUGACAUUAUUUCUCAUGGGGCCUUCGGCGGCAGGCACUUCAUUCAGCGAGCGAGAGACGCAAGGCAGGGCCAUUUGUAGACUGGUCUCUUACCGAGACGAAAAGUAAUCCACAAAGCACGUUCGUGCUUCACCUGCCAG
Messenger RNA from Didymella exigua CBS 183.55, 2131 nucleotides. RefSeq lists its product as uncharacterized. NCBI's taxonomy places the organism in Eukaryota, Fungi, Ascomycota, Dothideomycetes, Pleosporales, Didymellaceae. The annotation marks the transcript as partial. The record is from RefSeq and is a predicted model, not a curated record. The transcript has a single exon.